Molecule: messenger RNA, 1332 nt
Organism: Rhinocladiella mackenziei CBS 650.93
Lineage: Eukaryota; Fungi; Ascomycota; Eurotiomycetes; Chaetothyriales; Herpotrichiellaceae
Exons: 1
Coding region: 1-1332 (443 amino acids)
Biological process (GO): tRNA dihydrouridine synthesis
Cellular component (GO): cytoplasm
Molecular function (GO): flavin adenine dinucleotide binding; tRNA dihydrouridine synthase activity
Source: RefSeq, a predicted model, not a curated record
AUGACGUCUCCUACCGUCCAAGAUUCUCCUGCAAACCUCGAUCCUCCCCAUGUUGUUAUACCUAGAAGAGGCGUUGACUACCGCGGCAAGGUGGUUCUUGCUCCUAUGGUACGGUCGGGGGAACUGCCUUCGCGCUUGCUGGCCUUGAAAUACGGUGCAGAUCUCGUAUGGGGACCAGAGACAGUUGAUAGAUCGAUGAUCGGGACAACUGAGCACACCAAUCCUCGGACUGGUUGUAUAGAAUGGACUCGUCGUUCGAACAACAACUCCGACCCUGAUAUACCAGCAAGGGAAUCAGUCAUAUACCGAAUCGAUCCUAACCGAGAGUCGACAAAGUUGAUCUAUCAGAUCGGGACUUCUUCGCCUGAUUUGGCCGUGCAAGCUGCGAGUCUUGUGGCGCCUUAUGUGAGUGGGAUUGAUGUCAAUGCCGGCUGUCCUAAACCCUUCUCUACCGUAGGAGGUAUGGGUGCAGCCUUACUGCGGAAUCCAGACCAUCUUUGCAACAUUUUGAUGGCCCUUGUCACUCGUGUUGGAACGCCUCACGAAAUUGGUAUCAGCGUUAAGAUUAGACUGCUCGAAACGCCCGAGCUGACCUCUUCGCUUGUAAAUAAGCUUUGCAAGACUGGAAUCACUGGCUUGACCAUUCAUUGCAGGACAGCCCCCAUGAGACCACGCGAGCGUGCUAUCCGAGAUCAGCUGCGCAUGAUCGGUGACAUAUGCAGAAGCCGUGGCGUCGCUUGCCUGAUGAAUGGAGAUAUUACGUCCCGAGAAGAAGGACUUGCUCUUGCUCAGGAGUAUGGCGUGGACGGAGCGAUGAUUGCUACCGCUGCUGAGGCUAAUUCAUCUGUUUUCCGCACUAGAGAUCAAGGGGGUCGGGCUCCUUGGCAAGAAGUUGUCGCGGAGUAUAUACAACUGGCGAUGAGCGUUGAAAACAAGUGGGGAAAUACCAAAUUUCUCUUAUCACAGCUCAUGCCUGGAAAGAGUCCCGUCUAUCAACCCGUUACAAGGUCACGGAGCUACAGCGAAGUUCUUUCAAUCUUAGACAUCUCCGAUUCCGGCAUUGUUGAAAAAGCAAAAGAGAUCGACCAGAUACUUGGUCUCGAUAUUCCGAAGACCACGAAGGCGGAUAUCAAACGUCAGCACAAGCAACAAAACAAGGAGAAUCAGGAGAGGAAACAAGAAAAGAAGAGGGCUCUUGAGCAGAGACGAGAUCAAAACGAACAUAUUCGUAACGAAAGUGAAGAGCGAAGCAAAAGGCCAAAGGCAGAGAUAGCCACCGAAAACGUAGGUUUUGACGGUGUUGGACAGAGAGCGAUGGCAAUCGCAGCUUGA